AUGAGUCCCUCCGCCAUCCCACGGAGGAAAUAUCGAAGGCCUGAGCUGAGUGGAGCAGAUCUUAGACAAGCUCUCGGUUCUGGCUCACACCUGGAGGCCAUCACAGCUCGCUGCGAGACGUCCUAUUGUCACCAGGGCGCCUGUCAGGCCGCCGUGCAGGCGCUCUACAACGGCCUUAUGGAGCUCCAUCAGGACCUGGCCCUCAGGAUAGGGCUGUGUGUCUGCAGGCCGGGCGAAGGCCUCAACGCGACAGACUGCGUGCGCUCGCAGCGUCGUCUGCACCCGCACUGCGCCGAGCAGACCGACGCGCUGUCUGUCAGCCAGUGUCACCGCAUCGGCAGAGUCUGCAGGAACGACAAGGUCUGCAGAAUACUCUGGGCCAACCCAUGCGUGGUGGAGAGCCAGCUGACAUACCACCUGGACCAGCUGGGUGCUGGUGUAGAGCUGAUAUCGACCAGGCUGGAGGCUGCUGGGCACUACGACCCAGACCACCCGAGCAUCCCCAGGGUGGAACUGCCCAGCAUUUUUGGGGAGGACCCUGAGGCGACGAAUGCUUCCCCGUCAGAGAGUCCUCUGGAUCCUAUAGAUCCCGCGCCCCAACUCCCCAGACAAACUGGUAUUGAGUUCCAUCCCCCCCGGUUCGUCCAAGUGGACCACGCACCAGGUUUGGUCCACGGCCCCGAUAUGCGGUUCGAUUCUACCCACACCCGCGGUUUCGACCGCAGCUUCGACCGGAACCUUGGAGGCGACGACGAUUCGAUCGGUAGAGUAAAAUACAUCGACACUACCAACGACCGAAAAGUCAUCGUGCCGACCAACCUGGGCGGACCAGAGAGAAAAUAUGACCGCUUAGGCAGCGUGUUCGGCAGCCGCAAUAACCGAAUACAAGCCAGGAAGGUGGACGCUGGAACUCUAGGCAUGGGCAACGAAAUUGCUGGUGAAAAUACCGAAGGUGUCCAAAAAUCUGGUAUGUGGGGCCAAGUGGUAUCAACCCAGUACCCUGGAACUCAGUCAUACCCACCCUCGGAUGAAACAACAACCAUACCUACCACCAUCGUCUCCACCACACGGCAGCCUACCACCACUUUGCCUGAAAAAUAUUGCCAAGUGGAUCGUGAUUCUAGAAGCCACAUCCUUGAAGAAGGCAAAAGCAUCAGGCUGUACCCGGACGGCAACAAGGACUGCUCAGAGCUCUGCUCCUGCGACUACGGACUCAAGACGCUCUGCACGGUUUUGAAGUGCGUAGAGGAGCGGCCCUGCGAGGCCAAGUUCGCGCUGUUCCACCACAACGCGCCGGCCUUCCAAGCCUACCGCGGCCGCUGCGUCUGCUACUCCGGCGACUUCAUUUGCAUGCGGCCUCCGCCGGAGGAGUACUCGCUGCCCCCGGGGCUGUUCCUGCUGCUGGGGUUCAGCCGGGAGGAGGAGGCGCUGCUCAGGAACGUCACGCAGGAGGGCGCCAUCGAUGCCCUGCAGGACCUCAGGGAGCUCCUGCGCACCACCUCCCGAGCCAUGGGCGAUGAGUGUUUCCUGGAACUGUACGCGAACACGUCGGACAACCUGGUGCUGCAGGUGCGACACCUGCGACUGUACUCUCGUAACCCCCCCAACGAGACCUACACGCUGCUCAUGCUGCAGCAAGAACGGAAAAAAUGCGAGCCGCCAGCCUCGGCCAUCGCGAGGCAAAUAAACGACAGAGACGAGGACAUUCACCACCACGUCGGUCUGUCUCUCUUCGUCUUGGCCGAGGUGACAGACAACGUACCUAACGCCAUCAGGUCUACAGCCUCACACGUCACCUCUCACGUGCAACACUCAACACUUCGAUUUGUCAGGUACUUGGGCAGGUCCCUGGAGGCUCAAGGAACUAAAACCUCCGCUAAAGCAUUAACUGUGAAAGCCUCGAACUUCUGGCCUCCGUGCUGGAUCCUUUGA
Molecule: messenger RNA, 1932 nt
Organism: Hyalella azteca
Lineage: Eukaryota; Metazoa; Arthropoda; Malacostraca; Amphipoda; Hyalellidae
Exons: 14
Coding region: 1-1932 (643 amino acids)
Source: RefSeq, a predicted model, not a curated record